ACGUGAAGCUGUUUAUGGACGUGAAGCUGUUUAUGGAGAUAGAGCUGCAAAGUAAGCCAUAUAAUGGAGUUGACCCUACCCGUACGAGAAAAUAUGUGGUGAGAUAAGAUGCAGAGAGAGAAAGAGAAGCAUAUGGUGUUGAUUCACGGCGGCGGCCAUGGUGCGUGGUGUUGGUAUAAGGUCGCUGCAUUGCUGCAAUCGAGUGGACACCGUGUGACAGCUCUGGACAUGGCUGCCUCCGGGAUCCAUCCGAAGCAGGCGGAGGAGCUGAAUUCAAUUUCAGAAUACUAUGAGCCUUUGAUGGAGUUUCUGGAGAGUUUGGAUGCUGAAGAGCGUGUUAUCCUGGUCGGUCAUAGCUUGGGUUGGAUCGGCAUGGCCUUAGCCAUGGAAAGCUUCCCCGAAAAGAUUGCAGCUGCGGUAUUUGUCAGUACCUUGAUGCCUUCUCCCUAUCUAAGCUUGUUCACUCUUUCUCAGGAGUCCCGGGCUCGUCGAAGAUCGGAAUCUAAGUAUGACAACAACAGCAGUCAACCGGAAAAAUCAAUUAAAUUCUCGCCUGAAUUCUUAGCAUCCAAUUUAUACCAACUCUCUCCACCUGAGCAGGAUUUGGCCUUGGCAUUGUCACUGUUGAGACCCACUCGCAUUUUUGGUGAUGAAGAAAUGUCGGAAGAGAAUGCUAGACUGACAGAAGAGAAGUAUGGAAGUGUGAAGAGGGUGUAUAUAAUGUGCGAGCAAGACAACCUAUUCAAACCUGAGGUUCAGCUCUCAAUGAUUGAACGAAGCCCUCCAAAUGAUGUCAAAGUGAUUGCUGGAGCUGAUCACAUGCCCAUGUUCUCUAAACCACAAGAGUUUUUCUCUCACCUUCAAGAGAUCGCCAACACCUAUUACUAGAAAUUGAAUAUUUUUGUUGCUUUUAAUUGCGAACUAUGUGUGAAGAGUAAACACUGGAAAACAAAAUAGAUCUUCCUUAAUAAGUCAAAGAGCCUGCAUUUUAUGGGAUUGGAAUUUUGUUCCUAGGGCUUCAUUUGUGUAUCAUAAUGGAACAUCAGAGUGUAUAAUUACUAUAUGUUUGUAGGGUCUCCUCGAUCAUUUGAGUAGCUUUCCUUUUAGUUAUUUCAGAGGUGAUAAUUUCUUUGGAGUGUCCCAUAAGAAGAGGUCUCCUCAAUCACUUGAGCAGCUUCCCUCUUAGUUAUAUAAAGUCAUUAUGGGUCAUUAAUGCAGUUUGUAUUCUUCAAUGCUGUAAUUAGUAGUUUAUUGAAGGUAUGAUUUGUUUGUAAACUUACUAAGUAUUUUGAAUGUUCACGUUCGGUCAAGGCUUGUGCGUCAUGUGGGCUAUUAU
Molecule: messenger RNA, 1336 nt
Organism: Vigna radiata var. radiata (mung bean)
Lineage: Eukaryota; Viridiplantae; Streptophyta; Magnoliopsida; Fabales; Fabaceae
Product: probable esterase PIR7A
Exons: 3
Coding region: 109-888 (259 amino acids)
Biological process (GO): salicylic acid metabolic process; jasmonic acid metabolic process
Molecular function (GO): methyl indole-3-acetate esterase activity; methyl jasmonate esterase activity; methyl salicylate esterase activity
Source: RefSeq, a predicted model, not a curated record